Cercospora beticola is the source of this 972-nucleotide messenger RNA. RefSeq lists its product as uncharacterized. The record is from RefSeq and is a predicted model, not a curated record. NCBI's taxonomy places the organism in Eukaryota, Fungi, Ascomycota, Dothideomycetes, Mycosphaerellales, Mycosphaerellaceae.
AUGCCCCUUCAGCAGGAGACCUCGCCAGCCAUCGUGGCCCCGCCAGACGGAGUCUGUCACUUUGACAGAUUGCCACCGGAGCUACUCCGUAUGAUUUGUAGCUUUGCAUACGGACACCAAAGUACAAAGCGCAUCAUCACGAGACUACAGUGGGAGAAGGAUCAAGAAGACCUCGUGAAACGAGGCACAUUGGCCAGCGCACCCGCAUUCAAGCACCAUGUUGACCAUUUCCUCGUAUCCAAGCGGUUUUUCCUGAACGCCACUGAAGCAUUCAUCAAGGCUCAGCAGCUAGAUCAGACGGGACCAGGGUCCAGUCUCAACCGCAAGGCCCGCCUCUGUCGACAGAGUACAAUCCAACUCUUUGCCAGAUCCGUCAAAGUGAACUCGUAUGCCGACGCCUCUUUGCUCCGGAACUUCUCGAGCCUACGGAAUGUUGAAGUUGUUAUCGACGGGUUCAAACUUGAGAGCGGGCUCCCAUGCAAAAAGUAUGCUUGGCUGCAUGUUUUUGAAGAUCACGAUCUCGCGAACCUUGAGUUUGUCGAGCAUUUGGUCCUUCUCCGGGGCCUGAAGACGUUCACCUGCAUUGCCGACACUUGUUUCUACGCUGAUACGGAGCGGAAGAGGCAGGUGUGGCAGCAAAACGUCCUCGCGCUCGAAAAGUACGUGAGAAAAUUCGUCACGGCACCAAAGCCAAAGGCUGCCCUGGAUAGCUCGGCCAACAAUACUGAGUCGACGCCGCUAUAUCCAGGGUCGCGCGUCACUGGCAUCGGCUGCAAAUCUAUGCUCAUCAGCGUCAAGUCUCAGCCACAUUUCGCCUUCAAGCCCCAGCAAGUUGCCUUUGACUCAAGUAUGGUCACCCGAGUGAUGUGCUUAGAAGCGGAUCAGCUUUCGCGGUGGGUCGACCACGCCCUUCGCCAACAUCCAGAGCUUACUUCACUGCUCGACGACCCAGGCUUCGCCACCUCAAGAUGA